Molecule: messenger RNA, 1248 nt
Organism: Heterostelium album PN500
Lineage: Eukaryota; Evosea; Eumycetozoa; Acytosteliales; Acytosteliaceae
Exons: 4
Source: RefSeq, a predicted model, not a curated record
GUUGGACAUUGUGCAACCUCUCAUAUUAAUGAGAAUUUGUCAUAUUUAGGAGUAUUGUCAAGGAGUACCCUAUGCAAAUAUAAGAUGUCUAACAAAUUUAUUGAUUUAUUUAAUGAAUAUGAAGAAAGUGUGUUAGGAGAAGUUGAUAAUUUGGUGAUUUCAAAACAAUUAAAUAUAAGAAGUAAUAUAAAUCAAAUUACUUUCGGUAAAGAGGAUCAAAUUUCAUUAAAUGUCGAAAUACCUAAAGAAAAUUAUAUAAUAAAUUUACCUCCUGCAAAUGCAGAUAUUGUUUUAACAGAAACUGAUCAAAAAAUAAAUGGAAUAAAAUCGUUUAGUGAAGUUAAAAUAUCAAAUUUAACUAUUGAGGAAUUGAAUUGUCCAAAAGCGGUAAUCGAACAAAUAUCUUCUAUUAACAUUAACACUCUUAGUAUUGAUUCAGAUAGUGUAAUAUGCAACAAAAUUAAUUCGGUCGCAGGAUCUUUUAGUGAUAAUCUAACUGUUGAAACAAUCAAUGCAAAUCAAAUAUCAUCUAAUAAUGUUAAUUCUAAUUAUAUUACUGCUUCAAAUGGAAGUAUUUCAAAUGUUUAUUCAAGCCAAAUAUACAAUUCUCAAAUUGUUUUCACUCCUUCUAUAAAUACCAAUACCAUCUCUCCCUUUUCUGAAAACGUUGUAAAUAUUGGUGGACAAACAAUAGUAAAUGAUAUACAGAUAAAUGGAAAAUGUAAUCAAAUUAAUUUUAUAAAUUCUCCCACUCCUUUAAAUUAUUUUGAAAUUUUUACCUUUAAUGGAAUUUGGAAAUUUGGAACUGCUUCAAUUCAAUCUCCUUUUAAAAUACAAAGAAUAGGAAGUUUAGUUUCCUUAACAGUAACAUCACCAAAAUUUACAAAUACAACUCAGAACUCUGCCAUUAUUUGUCAACAAUUUUUACCACCAAGAUUCUCUCCAACUCAAGAUCAAAUAGUGACUAUGGGAACUGGAGAGUCUGGAACUAUAUUUCCUGUUAGAAUUGUUUUAAUUGGUGGUGGGUUUACAAUUCAAUCCCAAAAUGGAUCUAUAAUUUCUGUAACAAAUGGAACAGUGUUCAUAAACUCUUUUACUUUGAAAGUGGUAGAUUCAAAUUCAAUCUUUUCUCUCAUUAAUUUAAUAUGGAACUGGAUACUUAGACAAUCUAUCUUAAGCUCUAGAUUCCCAGAUUUUUUAGAAAUUUUAGAGUAUGAUAUAGAUCUACGAAUAAAUAAUAUUGUUUAA